Messenger RNA from Pyrenophora tritici-repentis Pt-1C-BFP, 327 nucleotides. Its product is annotated as Pmp3 multi-domain protein. Gene Ontology annotation, cellular component: membrane. Lineage: Eukaryota; Fungi; Ascomycota; Dothideomycetes; Pleosporales; Pleosporaceae. The record is from RefSeq and is a predicted model, not a curated record.
AUGAUCAAAACAUUCCUCCUUGUCCUCAUCACAAUCUUCAUGCCACCCGUCGGUGUCUUCCUCGUCGCCGGCUGCGGCGCUGAUCUCCUCAUCAACAUCUGCCUCACACUACUCGCCUUCAUCCCCGGCCACGUGCACGCCUUCUACAUCGAAUACGUCUACGUGAAGCGCCGCGACCAGGCGCGCGCGGGCACCCUCGACGCGAAGCCCGCACCCGGUAUUUACAGCAAAAAGGUGCAGAAUGGCGGGACCAAGGGCGUGGUGCCUGUUGCGCCUGUGGCUCCGGCUGCGGAGGUGCCGGUUCAGCAGGCGGGGACUGUGCAUUAG